Messenger RNA from Sodiomyces alkalinus F11, 1307 nucleotides. Its product is annotated as cinnamyl alcohol dehydrogenase. The record is from RefSeq and is a predicted model, not a curated record. The transcript is spliced from 2 exons. Gene Ontology annotation, biological process: alcohol metabolic process. NCBI's taxonomy places the organism in Eukaryota, Fungi, Ascomycota, Sordariomycetes, Glomerellales, Plectosphaerellaceae. Gene Ontology annotation, molecular function: alcohol dehydrogenase (NADP+) activity; zinc ion binding. The coding region runs from base 219 to 1307 and encodes 362 amino acids.
GUGGAACUUUUCUCGUUGAAGAUCCAUAUGAAGUCGGCUUGAACUGACACGUAUAUAAGUCGUGUAGUCUCGGACGACUCUUCAGUCGACGAAUAUCGAAAUCCUCCUGGAGACAUCGAGACCAUCAUAAUCAGUACGGAUCUUUAAGACCUCGAGACGCCCCCCGCUCUAGAAACCCCGCAGAGUUGCAAUCCCUUUCGGGCCACAGCAUCCUCGCCAUGGCCGCUGAAGACUAUAAGUUCGAGGGCUGGCUGGGCAAGGACUUUUCCUGCGUCGACGGAAAGAUGGUGUGGGAAGAAUUCGAGCCCAAGCCAUGGGAGGAGACGAACGUGGACAUUCGCAUCACGCAUAGCGGCAUUUGUGGUAGCGACCUUCACACGCUAAGAUCGGGCUGGGGUCCCGCUCCCUACCCGGUCUGCGUCGGACAUGAGAUCGUCGGUGUGGCCGUCCGCGUGGGUUCGGAAGCGUCGGGCGACAUCAGAGUGGGCGACAGGGUGGGCGUGGGCGCCCAGUCAGACGCCUGCUUCGGCCGCAAUGCCCCCGAUGGCAACUGCGACGCCUGCAGCGAGGGCAGCGUGACGUACUGCCCGCGCAUCGUCACCACGUAUGCCUCCACCCACUUCAACGGCGCCAAAAGCAUGGGCGGCUACGCCACGUACCAUCGCUGCCCGUCCAAGUUCGUGGUCAAGGUCCCUGACGGCCUGUCCUCGGCCGCGGCGGCGCCCAUGCUCUACGGCGGCGUGACGGUCUACUCGCCCCUGCGCUUCCACGGCGCCGGUCCGGGCAAGACGGUGGGCAUCGUCGGUGUCGGCGGCCUGGGCCACUUCGGCGUGCUCUUCGCCAAGGCCCUGGGCGCCGACAAGGUCGUGGGCAUCUCGCGCAAGGCCGAAAAGAAACAAGAGGUGCUCGACAUGGGCGCCGACGAGUACAUCGCCACCGACGACGACAAGGACUGGGAGAAGACGCACGCCAACUCGAUCGACAUCAUCAUCUCCACCGUGUCGUCCUCCAAGGUCCCGCUGCAGGGCUAUUUCCGCCUGCUCAGGCGGGACGGCGCCUUCGUCCAGGUCGGAUGCCCUGAUAUCAGCGACCCGUACUCCUUCCACCCGGGCCAGCUCAUCUUCAAGCGUAUCAAGUUCACCGGCUCGCACAUCGGCACCCCUGAUGAGAUUCGCGAGAUGUACGAGCUGGCCGCUAGCAAAAGCUUCAAGCCUUGGAUCCAGGAGAGGCCCAUGGGCGACGCGAACCAAGCCAUUGUUGAUGUCGAGGCUGGAAAGCCCCGGUACCGCUAUGUGUUGGUUAACUAG